Prorocentrum cordatum is the source of this 561-nucleotide messenger RNA. Lineage: Eukaryota; Dinophyceae; Prorocentrales; Prorocentraceae. The record is from the annotation of a GenBank genome assembly.
AUGUCGCAGGAUUUCCACAAAAAGCAACGCUUCUUCAGUAUUAUCGAACUUGGCUCGGCACCGUUCAUUGCUGGCCAGGGCCCGCCACAGUUCGCAAACGGUAUGGUAACCAGCGCGCCUUUGGUGAGCGCGCGUAACGUGAGUAUUCGUAACUGCGUGCUUGGCCUUUCCUCGCACCAUGGCAUACACGGAAACGAUAUUGAUGGCGUUACCAUUGAGAACUUGAUUAUAAAGGAGUUUGAAGCGGGUGGUGUAGCACUCAACGGCGCUUCGAAUGUUCUCUUGCAAAAUUUGGACAUAGGGCCAUCGCUGAUUCAGACAUUUGGUGCCAAGCUGAGCCACGCCAUUUUCAUGGACCAUAUCGUGAACACGCUAAUGCCGAAUGCUGUUCCCAGCAUAGCGUCGCUCAUGGCAUGCACAAAUGUCGAAAUCAGGGGCUCCAACUGGACCGUCGAAAAGCGCUUCGCGCAGCUGCGCGCCGAUCUUCAGGAUUUUAUGGUAGGUUCCGGAGGGCCAUUGCUAUCAGUCAUGGGUAGCGGCAGCGCGUUGCCAGACGGUUGA